AUGGCCCCUCGAAGCAGGUUCUUCGAAAAGUACGCCGACGACGAAGACGAAGUGGAUGCCUUCGAGCUGCUUGAGGACUUCGCAUCUGCUCCCACUGAUGAUGUGCGAGAGAUCUCCGCCAGCAAGAAGGCGGAGAGAGCGCGGGAUUACGCAAAGAAGCAGAUUGAUCCGGAAGGCAUAUGGCUCGGCAUGUGCUGCGACGAUGAGAAGGCGAAGAUGUACUGCAAGAUCUUCCUGCAGUGGUGUGUAAAAGCGUCCGGUCGAUGGGAGCUUUGUCUCGGGCCAGCCGAGCGUGAAUGGGAGCGUGCAGUGACAUCGGCCAUCACGGUCACGGAGGUCUGGAAGUGUCUGGUCGUUGAGGCAGAUUCAACCGUAUUAUUUCGCAAGCGGAAGGAAGAUCGUGCCAACCGACGCAGAUGGAUAUUGUCUUUCGCUGAAAAGGACAGGACGGGGCCGGUUGCAGAGAUAUCUCGGUGGAUUGACGGACCAAUGGCGAGACAAUAUGGCCUUACUACCGAACAGAUGUUCGUGAAGCAAGAGACGACAGCUGAAGACAUUGCGGUGUUCCUCGACACCUUGUGGACUCGAUCAGAAGAUAUCCCCCUCACCCCGACCAAGCGGAUCGCCUUCCAUGUAUAUGUGCUGGUGGUUGGUAUUGGCGGCUUUCGCAAUAGCUCGGUGUUAGGACUGCCGUAUAGGCAAGUCCGCUUUGCGCUAGUACGGGAUCGUGAUCAUCCAGAUUCCUCGAAACUUGUCGCCCACGUCUUGAUCAUUCAGAACAAGCGCAGGAAAAACUUGCGCCGCACUCAAGAUGACAAGAUCGAGUUCACUAUUACUUUUGUACCGGGCCGUACAGUCUGUCUUCUAAGCCAACUUGCCUCCCGUGCCGUCGCCGACGAUGCUUUUGAGGCGGGGUACCAGACCCUCGAUGACUUGCUUUACCUGCCGCAACUGGAAUCAGGUAUCUACUACCUGCCUCUCCCGUUGAAAAACGAUGUUCUAGACAAGCCAAUUAUUCCACUGCACCAAGGAAAACUGAAUGAGAUCUGGAACCGUACCCUGUUGGUGUCAGGUCUGCGACAGACAAUGAAACCCUAUUCACUACGAGUUGGCGCAGCUAAUAGGCUCAACGGUGUUCUCGAGCCCGCUUUACGAAAUUACAUCCUG
Microdochium trichocladiopsis is the source of this 1167-nucleotide messenger RNA. RefSeq lists its product as uncharacterized. The annotation marks the transcript as partial. Lineage: Eukaryota; Fungi; Ascomycota; Sordariomycetes; Xylariales; Microdochiaceae. The transcript has 5 exons. The record is from RefSeq and is a predicted model, not a curated record.